Molecule: messenger RNA, 819 nt
Organism: Symbiodinium necroappetens
Lineage: Eukaryota; Dinophyceae; Suessiales; Symbiodiniaceae
Source: the annotation of a GenBank genome assembly
AUGGUCAUUGUGUACGACCACCCGUUAUCCCCGUACGGGCAGAAGGUGAAAAUUGCGCUGUUAGAAAAGGGCAUAGACUUCCAGGCCGUCAUGCCCGAUGCCAUAGGCUCGGGGAACACCGUCGGUGAGUUUUCGGCUGCCAGUCCACGUGGUGAGGUGCCGGCACUGGUUGAUGGCGACGUCACCGUGUUCGAUUCCACCAUUAUUCUCGAAUAUAUAGAAGAUCGCUGGCCUGACCCCAGCCUGCUGCCAACCGACCCUGCACAACGUGCCCGCAUGCGGAUGCUGGAGGAUGUCAUGGAUACCCAUUUUGAGGCGAUCAACUGGGGAUUGUCAGAGAUCACCAAUUUUCGCCGCGCGACAGGCGAACUGGCAGACACCAUGAUGGCUAAUGCCGCCGAUCAGACUCACCGCUGGUUCGCCUGGUUGGAACAGGAGCUGGGAGAUGCGACCUGGUUCAAUGGAGAACACUUUGGCUGGGGUGAUCUCAGUGUUGUUCCUUAUGUGAAUGGGUCAGUCGGCUUUGACCUGGCACCUGAAAAAUCUUCCCGUCUGGGUCAGUGGCUGGAGCGCGCCAACCAGCGAGAGAGUGUGCAGCAGUGUAAUCAGGCAGCAGCUGCCGUUGCCUUUGAUAGCCCGGCUGUCAGUCUUGAACAGGUGCAUCAGGCGUUAGAGGCGGGUCUGUUCAAGCGCGAGUAUCGCGAUCAUCGCCUCGAAUGGAUGGUGAAAAGUGGUGGUCUGUCUAUCGUUGAGCAGGGUUUAGCCAAGAACAACAUACGCUUCAUCGAGCCCUUUGCGGUUGAUACAGAAGACAGCUAG